This is a messenger RNA of Engraulis encrasicolus (European anchovy), 2026 nucleotides long. It is a transcript of the gene ankrd63, whose product is annotated as ankyrin repeat and KH domain-containing protein mask-1. NCBI's taxonomy places the organism in Eukaryota, Metazoa, Chordata, Actinopteri, Clupeiformes, Engraulidae. The coding region runs from base 48 to 1640 and encodes 530 amino acids. Gene Ontology annotation, molecular function: protein binding. The transcript has a single exon. The record is from RefSeq and is a predicted model, not a curated record.
GCUCCACGCUCAAACUAUUCAGUUCGAUAGUGCAUGGCUGACUUACAAUGUUCAAACUGUCGGAUAAGACAGAGGGUCGGCGUGGCACACAGAUCCUGUUGGACGCCAUGUCCAAAGACAAAGUCCAUUUGGCCAAGUUUGUUUUAGACGCGCUGGACGACAAAAUCGUCGACUCCAAAACCGAGGGUGCCCAGACUCCACUCAUCUCAUCGAUUUUGUUGCCAGACUGUCAGGCGAGGUCCAAGUUCACCAAACUCCUGUUGCAGCGCGGCGCGAACGUUAACCACACAGACGAGUGCGGGCGCACGGCUCUGAGUCACGCCUGCGAGAAAGGUUACCUGGAUGCGGUCAAGAUCCUGGUCCAGAACAACGCAAACCCGGAGAUGGAGGACCUGUGGGGGAAUACUGCCCUCAUGUAUGCUGCAGUAGCCGGACACUCUAUGGUAGUCCAGUUUUUAGUGAGGGCUUUCAAGCGCCUUGGACUACAAAUUGACAGGCAAAACAAAGUUGGAAACUCCGCCGUGAAAGUGGCCCAGUACCUCGGCCAUAAAGAAUGUUUGCAUGCGCUGAAGAAUCCCUCAAAAAAAGGUAGAGAGUACGACAUUGGCUCUCCCGUUGACAGUGCGCGCGUCAAGGAAGAUGGUGAUAUACAAGAAAAUGCGCCUCUCCAAAAAGCAGCAGAAUUGAGUGCGCAAAAGCGGUCGUUUUUUGUCACUAACGAAGGAAUGUCGAGAGAGUCUUCACGCGUGCCCAAAACGGCUUUAGGUCGGAGGCGAUCACUCAUUGUGAGACAUCGCUUGCCGUCCAUGGACUCCAUUGAAGAGUAUGAGAAAGAGAGUGGAGGCUCUCCGACCUCUCCACAAAGUCUUUUCUUUGCUGGUAUAACACUGACUCCGAAAACUCCCCAAAGAUCCAGUACUCCUCAGUCUCCACGUCAGGGAGAGAAGGCGGGCUCCGCUGAUGACCCCAACUACUUGCCCUCGUUACCCAGAAUAACAAGUCACUUGUCCACUGCUCAGUUUUCUCCAAGGCCGUUUAAAACUGUGCCAAAAAGUUCUACGCCUGAAACUUCUUCGCCCGCCUGCUUUUCUAGUCCGCUGGGUAUCCUGAUGACGCCGAUAACAGAGACCGUGUCCUGCAAAGUCACGGAGCAGGAGCCUGUGAGGAAAAACACCGUUGAUUUCAGCAUUCGGCGAUUUGACGACAGCUACUACCAAAAGCGCUGCAGUUUGCCCACCAGCCUUCUGAGCCCUUUGCCCCCGGAGCGCGCGCAAACGUGCGUGCGUAAAUUCAAAGCUGCAUGGAGGAAUCCGGUGACUCAAGAUUGCACUGAGCCUACGGGAGAAGCGCCGUUGCCACCGGCACAAACGGCUCUCUCCGUCUUGAGCAACAGACUCCUGAGAAGGUUUACUUUUCCAGAGUUUAAAAAGACUCCCAAGGACUUGCAGAGCGAAGGGUGCUCAGCGCACGAGGGCGGAAUUGGAGAGGCAGUUAGUCGGGGGAUGCCGCGCUCCGAGACAUUUCCCCUGUGCACAAACCACCCGCAGGUGGGCAGUAAGCCCAGCAUAGACAGCAUUAGCGCUGUGAAGUGCGAGUUUGACUUUCAGUUCAAAGUGGCUCCUCCGAAAUGCAGUCCUUGACUGUGCGUAAUGGCAAGACUGUACCAGACAACAGACCUCUCUCACAUUAGGGCGGAGCUUAAGGAACUACCUUAAACAACUUGUGCUCCUUGGUGACAGUGCUCCAUCCAUCAACUGUGUGAACAUAUGUCAAGAUUAAAUGAUAAAAUAAGAGAAAGUGGUUACUCUACGUGUAUGCUAUACGAUAUUCGACAAUUCUACCUGACAAGCAAAUCCUGUCUCCCUGCUCCUCCCUGGACUUCAACUUUUCCUCGACAUUGGGCAAGUGACUGCUGUGGCCCGCCGCGCUUGGCUUUAUCUUUAAAUGUAAGAAGUAUAUUCAUUGUUAACCUUAUUAUACGUUAUCUUCACCAUCAAUCCUGCUGUCCCCCCAUUUCUGUGAAUUG